Verruconis gallopava is the source of this 1569-nucleotide messenger RNA. RefSeq lists its product as uncharacterized. The coding region runs from base 1 to 1569 and encodes 522 amino acids. NCBI's taxonomy places the organism in Eukaryota, Fungi, Ascomycota, Dothideomycetes, Venturiales, Sympoventuriaceae. Gene Ontology annotation, molecular function: protein binding; asparaginase activity. The record is from RefSeq and is a predicted model, not a curated record. The transcript has 4 exons.
AUGGCAAACGUUCUUCCUGAGCUGUUCUUUCCGGAGUCUCGGGUCCUGAUUAUUAUCACGGGUGGUACUAUAUGUAUGAAGCGGUCUGAGAAUGGACUUGUGCCGGCAACAAAUUUUCUUAAAUUUGGACUAGCUCCCUUCCCAACCUUCAAUGAUGGAUCGUUUCCGGAACCACUAGAGAUUGUUACGGAUGACAAUGGUACGAGGAAGGCCGUACAAAGUUUACGGACGCCAAUUAGCACGUAUGAUCGACGGAUACGUUACUGUGUGUACGAAUUCGAGAAUUUGCUUGAUAGCAGCUCCAUCGACGCUGAAGGAUGGGAUCACAUUGCGAAAACUGUGUACCGAAACUACCAAUUGUUCGACGGCUUCGUGAUUCUUCAUGGCACCGACUCAUUGGCAUACACCUGCUCUGCAUUGAGUUUCAUGCUACAGAAUCUUGGAAAGCCAGUUAUUCUCACUGGCUCUCAAGCGCCCAUGCUGGAGCUGCAGAAUGACGCGACGGAUAAUCUUCUGGGAUCUCUAGUCAUCGCAGGACACUUCAUGAUUCCUGAAGUAUGUCUGUUCUUCAAUUUCAAGUUAUUCCGGGGCAACAGGGCAACAAAAAUAUCAGCGGAUGACUUUGCAGCAUUCUCAAGCCCGAACUUCCCGCCGCUGGCAGUUAUCACAUCACAAAAGACAGUUGUGAACUGGAGCAUUGUGGAGAGACCCAAGACGAUCGAUCCGCUCUCAAUUCAGACACGUCUAAACACGACGCACGUGGCAUGCUUGCGGGUUUUCCCAGGCAUCAAACCGCAAAUGGUAGAUGCAGUACUACGACUUGAGGGGCUGAAAGGAUUGAUCUUGGAGACAUUCGGAGCCGGAAACACUCCAGGAGGCGCAGACGGAGCGUUGACCAAGAUUCUUGCGGAUGCCAUUAGUCGGGGCAUCGUCAUUGUUAACGUAACGCAGUGCCUCAGCGGCAAUGUGAGCCCCUUAUAUGCGCCGGCAACGGCUUUGGGAAGAGCCGGCGUAGUCUUUGGUCACGACAUGACUAGCGAAGCCGCGUUAACAAAACUCUCGUAUCUACUCUCGCUGCCGAACGCGACUCCCGAGGAAGUAGCCAUUAAAAUGUCAACCUCGAUUGCCGGAGAGCUUACAGCAACGGGUCGUACCUUAUUUCAACACCCGCCCCCGGACAGUGGAACGCUAUCUCCAGAACAGUCUAAUCUUGCGGCUCUUGCCUACGCGAUUCGCGCAGGAGAUCUUCAGGCGGUUAGGGACGUCAUGCGGGGCGAAACCAGGUGGUUAUUGAAUGACCCGGACUAUGCUGGCAAUACUCCGGUGCAUAUUGCAGCUACGUCUCCCAACGUGGAUAUUCUGCGCGAGUUUCUUACUCAAGGUGCUAGCGUUCAUCUUCGCAAUAGGGAAGGACAUACACCAUUGUUCUUGGCAGCAGCGAAUGCGGGGUUCGAGGCGGUCCAGCUACUGCGGGAAGCUGGUGCACACCUUCAUGAAUCCGAGCUUCCUGCGGCAAGGCUGCAGGCGGCAGCAAGCGAGCCCAUUUGGCGAGCGGCUGGAGUAGAAUAA